Messenger RNA from Candida tropicalis MYA-3404, 603 nucleotides. It is a transcript of the gene PST2, whose product is annotated as Pst2p. Gene Ontology annotation, molecular function: NAD(P)H dehydrogenase (quinone) activity; FMN binding. The transcript has a single exon. Bases 1 to 603 code for a protein of 200 amino acids. NCBI's taxonomy places the organism in Eukaryota, Fungi, Ascomycota, Pichiomycetes, Serinales, Debaryomycetaceae. The record is from RefSeq and is a predicted model, not a curated record.
AUGGCUCCACCAAGAACAGCAAUUAUACUCUACUCCCUUUAUCACCAUAUCUAUGAAUUGGGUGUAGCUCAAAGAGCAGGUGUUUUAAAAGCAGGUGGUCAAGCUGAUAUUUUUCAAGUUCCAGAAACUUUGACUCCAGAAAUUUUAAAAUUAGUUAAAGCUCCAGAAAAACCAGAUAUCCCAAUUGCUGAAACUAAAAUUUUGACAGAGUAUGAUGCUUUCUUAUUUGGAGUUCCUACUAGAUUUGGUAAUUUCCCAGCUCAAUGGAAAAGUUUUAUUGAUGGAACUGGUGGAUUAUGGGCUAAACAAGCAUUAAGAGGAAAAUAUGCUGGUGUUUUUGUUUCUACUGGUACUUUAGGUGGUGGUCAAGAAACUACUGCCAUUAAUACUUUGAGUACUUUAGCACAUCAUGGUAUUAUUUAUGUUCCAUUUGGUUAUGGACAUCCUGGUCUUACCACCUUUGAUGAAAUUCAUGGUGGUUCUCCAUGGGGUGCUGGUACAUUUGCUGGUUCUGAUGGUUCCAGAAAAGUUACUGACUUGGAAAAGGCUAUUGCUGAACAACAAGGUCAUGAUUUCUAUAAACUGAUUACCAAAACCUGGUAA